AGACAAGCAGGUCGUAAAAAUAGUGCGAUAUAAAACCUGGACGCGCCGAAGCCACCCUCGCACAAGAAAGCUUGCGCGGCGGGCACUGGCUUGUCGGUCUCGCCAUGGGGACAGUGAAUUCCCAAAACUGUUCCAGCCACAAGCAUCACCAGCAUUCAGAAAUCAGCGAAUCAGCCAAGGAACUCUUGGAGGAUCUGAGUCUGGAAUCUUGGAAGCGCCGGGUGCCGGUGAUACUGUACCUGUCGCUGUUGGUGGUGUUAGGUACCGCGGGCAAUGCCUUGUGUUUCGUCGUCUACUACCGCUGCUACCGACCCAGUAGUACGAGGGUCUUCGUGCUGGCUCUCAGCGCGUGCGACCUCCUGACCAACCUCGUGGCGCUGCCGCUACAGAUGUACAGCAUCCGCAUGUCGUACAACACUUUCGGGGACACCAUGUGUCACGCCCUCUUCGUCUUCGCCACCAUCCCCACUCAGGCUUCAGGAUUCCUUCUCGUCCUCGUGGCCUAUGACCGCUACCGCCACAUCUGCAAACCCUUUGCCUGGCAGCUGACCCCUAACAAGACCUGGUCACUUGUCGCCGUGGCAUCAGUACUAACACUUGUUGUCUUCAUCGCCUUCACACCCGUGUAUGGCGAGCACACGGUAACGCGUGUCGACUGCGACAAUGUCACGGUCCACAUGUGCUGGUUCGAUGACAGUUGGAAGGAUAAGGAUUAUCCUACAGCUUACAGUAUAGUUGUCUUAGUGUCGUUCUUGCUAGGAUGUGUGGCUAUGACCAUCUUCUACACGUGCAUUGGUGUGCAUGUCUACAGGCAUCGUCGCAGGAUGCAUCAAAUGUUUUUAACGAUCACGUCUAGAAGUGACCUGAGUGGGCGAUCUUCCGAGACUAAGGUUGCCAACGGGGGUGAAGACUGUUCUGUAAGAGAUCUUGACGACGACGAAAGCUGCAACAAUGACAACACAUCGAGAGCAUCGAAGUUGACUGUCGUGUCAGUGGAUUCGGUUUUGAACCUCCUGAAUGCAGAGCCCUUUACCAGUAGCAGACGCCAUGACAGAGGGAACCCAGCAGACGAUGAUGACGUCUUCUACACCGCAACAUCUCGCGAGAUUUCGACGGUUGCCGUCAGAGGGGCAUCUGAAGACAGAGGGCAGUGUAUGAACUCGAGCACUCGGGCAGACGGCGGCAGGUGCAGACAAACAACGGCUACAGCAACAGGCGACGCAGCAGCGCUCGCACCACAUUUGUUUUUUUCCAGCAGAUUUCAUGUCACGACACCCAUCAACAUGUGUGAGAAGUGCACCGAGUGCUGGAGAAACACAGACGGCCUUCUUCUACGGUCCUACUACCUCAACAGCGCCGUCAACGCCUUUGUCUACUGCGUCUGCAAUUCCAAGUUUCGUCAGCAGUGUCGUCUACUUCUGUUUCCAAAGAAAUGUGUGUCUUAAUCUCAUUCUUCGUCUCCACUGCAACUUACUUUUAACAUGAAAUGGAGGUCUUUUAUCAAACCAUUUUUGUUUUAAAAAAAAAUCCAACAGCAUCAAUCUUUGUCGAGAGGACAAGGAAUCCCCAAAAUGGUGCGUAGACAUUGUUAAUGCUAACGCUCUUCGUAAUCCACACUGACCUGCUUUUGACCUGUGCUGUACCCUGACUUCAUAAAAGAGAACAUUGGAAGGAAGAAUUAUGAUCAUUAUACAUCAUCUUUUCAACUACUUUCAGAGUGAAUUACAAAGGAUGUAGCUGCCGGUCCCUUCAGCUUCAGUCGGCUCGAGAAGCUAAAAAAAGGUUUUAUCGCGUAACUGAAGUAGCCAUAGAAUAGCUUAAAAUGGUCUUCCAGUUUGUAACUAUUUGCAGAUGUAGUGACGAUAAU
This is a messenger RNA of Pomacea canaliculata, 1867 nucleotides long. Its product is annotated as cholecystokinin receptor-like. The transcript is spliced from 2 exons. Gene Ontology annotation, cellular component: membrane. Gene Ontology annotation, molecular function: G protein-coupled peptide receptor activity. Bases 105 to 1445 code for a protein of 446 amino acids. Lineage: Eukaryota; Metazoa; Mollusca; Gastropoda; Architaenioglossa; Ampullariidae. Gene Ontology annotation, biological process: neuropeptide signaling pathway. The record is from RefSeq and is a predicted model, not a curated record.